UAGAACGCGCUUAAAAAACUGAAAUCCAUCUCUCUCUUAAGCGGGACUCUCAAAAACCCUAAUAAAGCUCUUUCUCCUGUUUUUGAUUGAUCAGUUACUUUUUCUCCCUACACCUUCUGCUGCACAACAAUGGCGACUCCUUCUUUGGACGAAGGGACAGCGAAGGAAGUCCUUAGACAGGUGGAGUUUUACUUCAGUGAUAGCAACCUCCCUAGGGACAAUUUUAUGACAAACACUAUCAACGCCAGUGAAGAUGGCAUGGUUAGUCUUGCUUUGAUAUGCUCCUUUAAGAAGAUGAAAGGUUAUUUGAAACUGAAGGACGUGAAGCCCGAAGAGGUGCCGGAAGAUACUGUUAAGGCAGUUGCUGAAACUCUUAGGAAAUCUAAUUCUGUUAAAGUUUCUGAAGAUGGGAGGAAAGUUGGUAGGAUUGCUGCACUUUUAAAGCCAGAAGAGGCAAUAGAGCAGUUAGACGUAAGAACAAUUGCUGCAUCACCUUUACAGUAUGAUGUGAAGCGGGAAGAUGUGGAAUCUUUUUUUGGAAAUUAUGCCAAGGUGUCUAGUGUGAGGAUGCCUCGUCAUGUGGCUGACAAAAGGGUAUUUUGUGGCACGGCUUUGAUCGAGUUCUCAACAGAGAAAGAUACUGAAAAUGUUUUGAAGCAAAGUUUGUUUUUCGAAGGUGUACAGCUAGAAUUGAAGCCAAAGAAGGACUUUGAUGCAGAAAGAGCAAAAGAGGAAGAGGAAUUAAAAAAUUCCCGCCCGUUUACAAGUUCAAAUAAUAAGAACAAUUCAAAUGCAGAAGCAACCUAUCCCAAGGAUUUAAUUGUCGCAUUUACUUUAAAGGCCUUGUCAGCUGGAGAUUCUGUAGAACGUGAUGGUGCUCAAGCGCCUGCAAGUGUUGAUUCAAAGGUCUGUAAAGCAGAUGGAGGAAUAAAUUCCUCAGAGAAUGAUGCUGAAGAAAAUGAAACUGAGGAGUCAGAGAAUGCCUCUGCUGAUAAAGAAAAUAAUGAGAUGAAUAUUGAGGAGGGAAAGGAAGAAAAGGGUAAUGAGGAAACUGGCUCUGAAAGUAAAGAAAUAAAAAUGGAAGAAGGGGAGAAGUCAGCUGAAGAUCCCACUGGAAAGGACAAGGAAAAAGAGGAAAAAUCCAAGGCUGCUGAGGCCUACAGGGAUGACAUGAAUGUUGUAUUGCGUGAGGAUCUGAAGGCUGUCUUGGGAAAAUUUGGCACUGUCAAGUUUGUUGAUUUCAAGAUUGGAGAGGAUUCAGGAUAUGUUAGAUUUGAACAACCUGAAGCAGCUCAGAAAGCUCGUGCAGCUGCAGUGUUAGCUAAAGAAGGUGGUCUAAUGGUAAAGAAUUUCAUUGCUAUUUUAGAACCAGUGACUGGUGACGCAGAGAGGGAAUACUGGAAUCUACUACGGGGCAAUCAAGAAAAGCACUGGGAAAAUAAGGGCAACCGAGGAAGGAGAGGAAGACACUAUAGGGGUGGUGGCAAACACUCUCAAUCUAGAGAUAAUUAUUCAACUGGUCGACCAACUAAAGCUCAGAAAGUUGGAGCAUCAUGAGAGAAAUUUUGAUGUAAGUGGCGAGUUUUGAGGGCAAUUUUGUACGAUACCAUUAGAGUUUGUCUCCGACAGAUACGAUAAUGUGUUUUUUAUUUUAUUUUUGAUAUGCAACUGAUAUUAUCAUAAUUUAAUUGCCUUGUUUGACA
This is a messenger RNA of Hevea brasiliensis (rubber tree), 1703 nucleotides long. RefSeq names its product la protein 1. Gene Ontology annotation, molecular function: mRNA binding. NCBI's taxonomy places the organism in Eukaryota, Viridiplantae, Streptophyta, Magnoliopsida, Malpighiales, Euphorbiaceae. The coding region runs from base 130 to 1557 and encodes 475 amino acids. The record is from RefSeq and is a predicted model, not a curated record. Gene Ontology annotation, cellular component: nucleus. The transcript is spliced from 10 exons. Gene Ontology annotation, biological process: RNA processing.